Messenger RNA from Pocillopora meandrina, 10987 nucleotides. The record is from the annotation of a GenBank genome assembly. Lineage: Eukaryota; Metazoa; Cnidaria; Anthozoa; Scleractinia; Pocilloporidae.
AUGAGCGAUGAUCAAGCAAUUAACACUGCGGGUGAACUCAACGAUGACUUGCUGUUUAACCACGAGUUUAGAUUCGACGAUAACAAUAACAGUGACAUAACACCAUCACUAAGCGAUUAUGAACUCCAGAAGAUCAAAGAGGAUCUGGGAAUGGUAGAUGGUGACAACGAGUUUGAAAACUCUGACCUACCGUUACCCUCCAUCUACAUCGAUGGGAGAAAUACCCCGACGCCAUUUGACUUCCCGCUGACGGAAGAAGAGCGCGCGCUUCUGGAGCACUGUACGAUCGGAUCACCUCGGCGAUUUUCCGAUUCGCCGAGCGUUUGCUCGACAUCUCUGGAGUUAUUAGCGGACAGUUUGAUUAAAGACUUCGAAGACAUGGACUCUGAUCAUGAUCAAGAACUGAUUUUCACUCCAGAUGAGGGAUACAGGCCGGGGGCAGAUACCUCUGUGCGUUCUUCUUCCUCUAAGGGGCUGAACCUGAAAGCUCCAUCACCUUUACAAAAUUUGCAGCGGGCCGUCGAAAGAUCAAAUUCCGAAGCUCUGGAAUCCGUUGAGGCCAGUGAUGAAAAUGUUCGAAAAUCAGAAAAGAGUCUGAAUGUGAAAAAAAUUGAAAGUUCGCUCUCUCGUCCGAUAAUUGAGAGCGCUGAUGCUUCAUCGAACUCUGCAUCCUCAUCAUCUCGUAACGGCCAAGAAUCGGGGCAAACAUCAAGAUCAGCUUCAUUAGAUUCCGACUCGCUCCUGGCCUCGAUCGACUCUGGUCUGCCAGUGAAUGAUGUGCAUACACAGCAUCAGUACUUUGUUGUGGUAGCCAUAGAUUUUGGAACAACAUUCAGUGGUUAUGCGUUCGCUUUUACUCGAGAUCCCGAGAGCGUGCAUAUGAUGCGUAGAUGGGAAGGAGGCGAUCCAGGUGUCACCAACCAGAAAACACCCACAACUUUGUUGCUGAAACCUGAUGGAAGCUUCCAUUCGUUUGGAUUUGGUGCGAGGGAUUUUUAUCAUGACUUAGAACCAGACGACGCUAAAAAGUGGAUGUACUUUGAGAAGUUUAAGAUGGCCCUACACACAAACAAGGUACAGUUGAGUUUGUCCACCAGCUUCUCUACAUCUUAUCUUUGAUUCGCUUUAAGAGAAAAGGAUUUUCCUAUUACUUAUAAUUUUAAAAGAGGAUAAUCUGUUUCGAUUAUCUUCAAGAAUUAGAAAUAAUUCAUAUCUUGCCGAAUUUACGCUUUUGACUUUGUAUUGUAAAUAACAUUCCUAGCCUUGUAAAACUAAUUAAAAUAUUGUUGUGAUUUUGAAUUUAAUUAAAGUUAAUUUGAAACUUUAAAACUUUCCACUUCAUCCGGUUAGGAUUGACUCUUAAAUGGAAUGAAUUAUCACAAUUUUUUUUGAAGAAACUGAAAAUGCCGGUCAAAGCAAAGAAACACAGUACAUUCGAGAGUUGUGUCGUUCCAAAUGAAGGUGUAUCAUUUAUAAGCUUCACGGUGUGAUUUGUAAAACAAGCCAUGUUAUUUGAACCUGGACGUAACCGCUAACUGUUUUUAGAGAAUUUUACAAAUAAAACACAGCCGGUAAGAAUUUGACUGAGUUUACUUAUGUAAAGAUGUUUACAUUUUCAAAUAACUCUUUGAAAUAUUAAUGAGAAGCGACUGAACAAAAUACCGUAUAUUAAUUAGAUGACAACUUUCAAAUCUCAUCGAGUGAGAGUUGGAAAUAGACCACCGCAACGUGGUUUCCAUCUUGAAUGUUUUUAUUAAUAUAAUUACUUCCUUUAUAGGAUCUUCACAGAGAUGUUGAGAUCAAAGCUGCUAACGGCAAGUUAGUCAGAGCUGUGACUGUGUUUGCACACGCGCUGAAGUUUUUCAAAGAUCACGUGCUGGAAGAACUCUCUGACCAAUCAGCAACGAAGAUUCUGGAAGAAGACAUUCAGUGGGUUCUUACCGUACCUGCCAUCUGGAAGGCACCCGCUAAACAAUUCAUGAGGACAGCGGCCUACGAGGUGAGUGGAAUGUUUAAUGCUCCCAAAUUAUUGGCUCGCAUUCACCUGAUGAAGCCUUUUUGGCGAAUCAUAAAUGUAUUAGACUUUUAGCUUAGCCUGACUAAAUUCACGAGACAGAGGCAGGCUUUAAUCCUUUUUACUGAAGGUAAUUUUCCACAAGAACGAAGGAUAUAUCAGAGGGAUGCUCGAGUUUCUCUCAGUUAGUUCUUUUAAUUCCAAACAUAUGUCAAUAUUGAAGCGUAAAUUUAAGAAUAGCUGACUCUUAGCUCAGGGACUUUCACAAAUAAACCAUCGGGCUCCUCCCAAGAAAUAGUAAAUCACAUUUUCUGCCAAAAGGAAAAAGGCACUUUAAAAACUCAAGGUCGCACAAUGCACUUAUCGUGGCUCAAAGCCCCAUGAAAGAACAAGGCGCAAAUUUAUUUAAAAGGAAAGUUGCGUCCAAUUUGGGGGAACUUCAGAACGUGUUACGUCCCAGAACGUUUAUUCCACUUCAUUGCUAAUAGAAAUCACAGUCUUCUGCGGUUGUGCUGGUACUGUCUCUGAAAACAUCCAAAGCUGUAAGUUUGUGUGCCUCUGCGUGAUUGCACCAUGAAAAGAUAAUUACAUGUUGGAUAAAAUAUAUAAAUACUCGGCAACCUUCGAGACAAAUAACGUCUCAAUGCCUCUAUGACACAAUUCCUCAUCGAAACUUUCUCAUAUUAAGGGUUCAUUUGCGGUUGUGUACAUGUUUGUUGUUCUCAAAAACAUCCUACAUUUAAGUCCGCACGUGAGAUACUAGCUGAUUAUGCAAAAGAAACCGUUGUUGUGUACUAGGUUUCGCAGUAUUUAUCUUGUUCAAAACAAUCAAACAGAUCAUGAAAAAUAAUUUUUGACACUCAUAGAUAAUAAAAUCAUAAAAAAGAUUACAAGUUUGAAAUAGACCUCAUUGCUAAACCUCUAAUAUUCGGUCAUUUCCGUGUUUAAAUCCUUUUGAUAAAAGUUGAAAACCGCUGGUUCGUAGAACAAGGCCACUUUGAAGGGUCGCACCUCAAACAAUGUUUCUAAACAUGGAGUCGCGUAAUUAAGUAGAAGUGUACAGAGCCACUUAAAAGUAUGUAAGACAUCUCGUAGAUUGACAUCCACUUGUCAUGUGCUAGUUACACCUUUGUUCAUGUUAAUUGAGACAUUUUCACAGUUGUGGAGGCGGUGAUUGUUAUUAUGGUUGAAUAAUACAAAUUAAUAUUGUGCACAGAACUUAAAUUGUUCCAGUAUUCGUGGAACAUUAUGGUGUAGAACCUCUCUAAAAUUCACUUCCUCGUAAUCAUGCGUAUUCGUUUCUACUGCUGAAUAAACUUGUGAUUGGUGUCGAAGUGUCGUUGUUGAUGUGAGGAAAGUUGUUCUCUGUGAAUAAUUUCUUCAGAAGGAGGAGUUCGCUAACAACCACAGCGGCGAUAGAGCCGAAUACGAGACAUUCAAAAACCACCAUGGCUGAAAACAGUACUGUAGAUUUGCAAUGAAUUGCGCGAUAACUACGAAAUUGUACCAACUUUCCUUGUAAUUAAAUUCGUAAUUCGUUGCGGCUUCCGCAACUUGGAAAAGAGCCAAAUUAAAAUGUAAUGCGAGACGUCAAACCCGUCAUUAGUACUGAUUGCUACCAAUAUUCUCUCUAAAAUGCCGACUCUCUCGUAACUAGACAGAUGAGGAGAAUAAGAAAAUUCAUCAGUAAUGGGAAUUUGGCUUGUGGUAAGCACCAAAUUUUUAGAAAAAAUGUGUCAACGAAAAUGAAGAAGAAAUGGUUACAUUUAGGGUAUUGAAAAAGUUUAUAACGGACACAAAAUAAUAGUGGAAUGUGAAAAACAUUAUUUAUAUUUUCUCGAAGCUAAAAAGUAAAUUGUGCAGGCGAGAAACCUGCUUAAUUGAAUAGAUUGAACAAUUGACAUUCAUUACCUUCUAAACUUUGUGACAUAAAAGCUCGAGGGCUUUUUUUUCUUCCAAGAUGAAAUGUAUAACAUGUACCAUAGUUUUAAGUUUGUAGAAUACAACUCAUUUUCCCAUAAUUUUUAGUCCACCUUGAUCCUAACUAACUCAAUACAUCUGCCUAAAAAUGUGUGGAAAUCGAAGCAAGAGACUUUUCAAAAAACAAAACAUCUAUGAUAACUUUUGUAAAGCGAUACAGUGUUCUUAACAGUUCACGAUUGCCAGUCUUAAAAUAUACUAGGCUACCAAAAGGUGCCAGCCAGUCUUAAAGUAUGCAAGGCUGCUAAAAUGUGCCCAACUGAGUAUUGCCUCUGCAAGACGUAUUAAUUGCUAAAAAUAACAUUUUCCAAGUUAUGUUGUCCUCUGAGAAAUCCAAGGAUCCAGGGGUGUCCAAGUUAUCAUUUGGAGGCCAUUAGUGCCAAAGCUUCUCCUCUGGAAACAAAAAGUGGUCCGUGCUUGAAGUACGGCACUUCCUCGCCUUUGCAAAUUUUCCUCAGCACAAAUGCUUCUAUUCCUACCACAGCAGCCACGGUAACAAUAACAAAGACCUCCACAAAUACCAUGGCUAGCGUAAGGUUUAUCUCCUUUUCGAUCGUGUGUAAAAUCUUUCUGGCAACUUCGAAUUGAUUUUCAAUCCCCCUCAAGAUAUGUUUUUUCGCUUUGAGGACGUUUUGAAGUUUUGCGGUUGGAAUUUCGCCACUAUCUUUGCCACCUGUAAGCUCUUAUUUAUACAUAAAAAAGCGCAUGCUUUUGAAUGACAAAUCGAGUAAUUAUUUUGAGCCAAGGAAUUUCUUUAUUUGCUUACAUUUGCAUGAAUUAUUUUACGUCGGUGCUGCGAGAUUGUUCAGCUCUGUUCCUGUUGUAAGGUAACUUCCAUUGCAUGCCCAUUUUGUUGUGUGUUUCGUGGAAACACAUUUCCUGAACCCUUUCAUUUUAUAUUUUCGGAAAACAGCGUUCAUAAUGUUUUUCGUUUUAUUGCGUUAAAACAUUUCAAAGCAAACCGCCAUUCAUGUGUUCAGAUUUUGAUACAAGGAUCUUUGUCAUACACCUUAUAAUGACUUUUAUCUAGCCUGUAAGCUCAAAUACCCGUUUACCCCAGCAUAUUUCUGCUUCUUUCUAAUAAAUGGUGGUAGCUCAUCUUGUACGCAAUCGAAAAUUUAAAGCACUUAUGCAUAGCACGUACGUCAGUACGUGACAAACUUUCUCGAAGGUGUCAAUGUUAUUUCAGCAUCUUAUAGCUCUUUCUAACGCUAUCCUUUUGAAGACAAAUAGUUCUAAAUAAUUAAUUUUGUUAUGUUGUGAUCUAAACAGAUGCCCGGCGAAAACCAAUGUUAUUGGUUAACAUCACGUGACUUUCGUUUCCUGACGUCUACAAAUUCCUCCGAAUUUCAGCUCUAUUUUGUAGAUUUUUAUUAAGAUGAAAGGCAUAGACCAAUUUCUCAAAAGAAUAUAACAAUUUUAGACUAGGGAUGGUUGAUAUUAAAGUAAGUGAGUCCACGGCACCACGAGUGCUUGUUUAUUUUUCUUUAUCUUAAGUAAAUCUACGAGCCUUUUUCAUAAUCCAUAUGAAAUUGCAAAAUGAUAUUUACACUGCGGUUGAAUUAAAAAAAAAAAAAAAACAGCGAGCAUUAUGAUUGAAUUUCAAUUGCACUAUGGUAACUCUCGCGGUUCGUUUCAAUCUGAGUUGCAUUCGAAACAAGAAUACACGGGUGAAAUGAUUUUCACAAUACCCUAGUUAUGUUUGUGGCGAAAUCCGCCAAUAUUAUGCUUUUAUUGAUGGAAUCACUCUUUUCCCCUUAACAGCAACCUUAAAUAACUUGCCCAAAAUAAAAAUAUCUUAAAGUUGGAGGUUUUUUCGGUUUUCAAGAUGUAAUGUGUCAAGAAUUUUCCCUAAAAUGCCGGCUAGCCUUUAUCCAUUCUGAAACAUGAACACAGAGUAAGUUCUUCCUCUUUCUCACAGAUAAUAUUGUUAUAGUACAUCUACCCCCGCAAAAUAAAGAUAAUUUCUGCCUCUCUAGAAACUGAACCAUCGAUUGUCAAUUUCGUGAGUCUUACUCGCCGUUGCAAGCAAAUUAAGCAGGUAUCGUUUCGUUUGUCGAUGGUUAGUCUUAAAGUAUUGUACCUUAGAUACUUUAAGAUAAUGUAAAACAUUCUUGCCUAUUGAUAGAAAAUUAAAGGAGAAGUUUAGAAGUCUGGUAUAAAUUGUUUUGUGAAACUGUCCAGUUUUUCUAAGGACAGAAUGAUAAAUGUAGUAAUCACGCGUUGUUUUGUUCUUGUGAAGUAAGUUCGAAGCUAACUGAAUUGAAACUGCACUCGACAUCGAAAUGUUCCAUGGUAUUACAGCAAAUACGAACCGUCACCCGCCAAGUGGUAUUUUGAGUUGACAUGGACGCGGUACUCUUUUCCUUCGCAUAGUUUCUUGAGCAUGUACACAUCUAGGAGUGCUAGUGCUGUGAACGUGCCAAGAACGACAAUUUCUACUACCACCAUGAUUGUUCUACAACUGUUUCAACGUCAAAUCAGCCUUAUCCAAACGAGAUAUCCCCUUCGCAAAUGGUAAUGUCUCUAGCUAUAAACGGAUUCAUUAGUGUCAAGUGUGCGUCGAGCAAAGGAGCACCUGCUAGAUAGCUUCUGUAAACAAGUGUGAAACUAAUCAACAAGAAUAGAAUACCAUUAGCGAACUACGCAGGUUGAAGAUGUUUAACGUUUUGGCCGCAAGCCAGUUAGCUGAAUUAUGAAAUGUUUUUCACUUAGUAAGCGUAAGAAAAGUUCUGGAAAACAUCGUCAAAAUUUGCGAAUUUCUAAAUCACCUAUCGUCAAUAAACGAAAAGCUUUCGUUCGAAAGGUAGCUGUUCUUUACGAAGUAUAGUAUGAUUGUUGAUUUUAUCAGCGAGUAGAUAAACAAAACAAAGCAAAACAUGACAAAAAAAACUGGCAAAGACACAUUCUUACCUCUACAACACUAUAACAACAACUACAUCAGCUGAGAUGUACACCUUACGAGAACCGAAAAAAUAAUAAACAGAGUUAAUCCGUUUCUCAAAAAGAGAAACUUCUUAUAAUCCUGCAAAUCGAAUAAAACAAUAACGAAGCCAAUUCACUAAGAAUAACCAUAAUUUAAGUCCAAAAACUAUUGCUUGUACAAUAUUACACCAGAAUCCAUUUUCCUUAGAAGAUAGAGAUGUGAAAACUCCAACACAUUGAAAACCAAUGAAAUUUUAGCGCAUCCUUUAAGAACGUAGAAAAUCUGCUUCAAAUAUCUCAUUUCGUAUUGAUAAACCUUAUAUACAAAGGAAUAUACUUUCUAAAUGUCUCAUUUCAUUCACCAUGUGUCUUUUAGGUUAUAACUUGUCGUGGCUUUAUCUCUUGAGCGCAAGCGUAGGUCUCAAAAACUGGUUUAUCUCGCAGAGAAGUAAGGUAUUGUCACUGGGAACACUUGUGCAUACGGUUCAGUAUCUUCCAGCUGAUUUUGUUCCUCCCCAAAACAUCGUUUCAGUAAGUAGAUAUCCAACACGCUAAAUCCAGCUACAAUUACUCCAAGGAAAACGGCCGUCACCACAACCAUACUUGGAUGAAAUGUUCCUUCCGUAGGGAUUUCAUCAAUUGAAAUGUCAAAAUGAUUCUGCUGAGCUACUUAAGUCACUUUUCGAAGUUACACACAUAUAUAGCGCAUCACUACGUUUCGUAAUUUUCAAUAAAAACUUAUUUGUGUAAGUGAUGUUGGCUUGUGUCCAGGCUGGCUUACUGCCACCUGCAAGUGGGAAAAUUUAUGGUUAAAUUAUUGACCAGGAUUACAAAGGCGUUAGGCAGAUAAAAAUUUUCAGUAUACUGUGAUUUAGAAUUAGUCAUAAGUUCGUAUAGUAUAUUAACCUUAUUUUGUUGCGUUGGGUUUUUAAGAGUUCAAAUUUCACACAUGAGUGUUCAUUUAUUGACUCAGUUUACUAUAGGCUACAACAUACGCUCUUUUGCAUACUUCAGGCUAAUGUGAAUAAUACUGACUUACCAAACUGCCAUGAAUUAGGUUUAAUAAAUGUAUUGGGAUGAUUAGUUUGGCGAAAUACCAGCAGAAAUGUGAUUGUCGAUUCGGUUAUUGGAAAAUAUAAUUUUUCAGGGAAUUAAGUCUUAGCCAAGGUCUCGGCAGAUGAUUGUAUCUUUUAAAAUUACUUACCAUUCAUAAACAUUGAACACUAAUAACUGCUAACCGGGUAUUUCUUUCUGGCAACCUUUAAACCAAACAGUUGUUUGAGUGUGAAUAUUGUGCUGGAUUUGAAGCUAGAAACUUUAUGCUCUAAGGUGUUUGACCCUUCGAAUUAUUAGUUGAAAUUUGUCCACUGCACUCCUUUUUACUGCUACGCGGAUUGAAAAUGAAGUGACUCAGAAAAUCGCCCUGGUCUUUCUCCUCCUCAGUUUCGCUGUCAGCUCGAUAAGAGUUUCUUAUUUUGUCAUGUAGGCGUUCAUUUGAGCCCUGUGUCUUUGCCGGAGACCACAGCACAAACUUCCAACACAGUAAAGGUGAAAUAAUGUUACUCCGGCAACCAGUAAUACAGUUAAAAAAAUGGCAAGAGAAAGCAUUGUGAUCCAAAACAAUUCUCAAACACGGUUGGUCUUUUCUCCAUCGAUAUCUCCUGAAUAUGUAUUGUUUACCGAGCAUAAGAAUUUCACCUCAGAUUCAAUUCUGCUCUCCAGUGGUCCGAGCGACAAAGCCUAUUCUCCUCGACAGCUUGGUGGAAGAAUUUUUUUCAGGUUCUCGAAGUUUUACAUCUUCAUGGCAUUAACUGCAAUUUUUGCAUUGAUUUAGCGAAUCAGAAAUAAAUUCCCCCGGCAAUCUACAAGGAAAUACUUUGCCAUGAUAUGUUUCUGUUAUGAAAAGAAAUUUUGUGUUGUGUCAUUCAAAUGCAAAUAGGAGUACAACACUUAUAUUCUGACAUAUUGGAACUCGUUUAUUAUUUAGAAAAAAAAUUAAAUAUAAUUAGCAUAUGGAGACGCACCAUCAUGAAAACAACGAACAAUGAUUUCCUUUCUAUGGUGGGGGUAAUCACAACCAUCGUCUAUUGCUUGCAGGCUCGUUGGCUCGUUCAUUUCGCCCGAGAACUUAGAACACUACUGGCUAAUUUUUCUCGUCACAAAAAUAACUCAAGAUGUCAUUCCCCAACUCUUUAAGAUCCGAUCCAAUCUUCUAUUACCAAAGUUAAUAUUUUGUGUGGUGAAAAACUAACGAAACUUUAUUACAACUUCUGAAUUAGACAUUAAGCAUGAUAUCCUUCGAAUUUCAGGCCGGAUUGACUGCACAAGAUGCCCCUGACCGUCUGCUAAUAGCCUUAGAACCGGAAGCCGCCUCGAUUUACUGUCGGAAGUUACGUUUGAGGGACUGUUCAUGGGCAGAGGAGACAAAGAGGAGGUCCACUGUCUCAUCAUCAAUGGACGCGCUAGUCGGAGAUGACUUUCAAGGUACUAAUUUCGGGAAAACAGGGAGCCAAGAAAGCACAAUGACCUCUAUUGUUCCAGCCUUAGUUCGAUGCCCUAAACCUGCGUCAUAUGUGUGGGUUGAGCUUGUUGUUGAUUAUCUUUCCUAGUACAAGAGUUUCUCUCCGGUUGGCCCCAAUUCUCCAUCCUUUUCAAAAACCAACACCUUUAAUUUCAAAUCAAUCUGAAACAUGAACAGCAAAGAUAGACGAGCAACCUCAUGCCGUGUGUGCUCCUGCUAAAAUCCAAUUCAUUACAAUCAUUAUCUGCUUGUUUUAAGACAAGGAUAUCAUAAGUGGUGCAACAAUGUGAUAGUUAGUUUCAUAUACUUAUCAGAGCGUUGACGAGUCCAUUUUACCUGCCCUCUAGGAACUUAAACGCGCCCCCGGGCCUCCCUGGGUUACAAUAACACUCUUAUUCUUUCACUUCGUUGCUGACUUGGCUUUUUUCUUGUAUUCAGAAAACACCCGUUACCUGGUGGUGGAUUGUGGGGGAGGCACAGUGGACCUUACAGUACACGAAUUAGACUCACAGACUGGUACCUUACAAGAGCUUCACAGGGGCACAGGAGGAGCCUGUGGGGCCACUGGCGUGGACGAGCAGUUCGAACUGCUGCUAAAGAAAAUCUUCGGGAAGGACUUCAUUGAGCAGUUCAAAAAUAAGCGACCCGCAGGUUGGGUAGACUUAAUGAUAGCUUUUGAGGCAAAGAAACGAACUGCGAGUCCAAACAAGACAAAUCCACUGAACAUUUCGAUGCCGUAUUCCUUCAUCGACUACUUCAAGAAACACAAAAGCUCAAGCAUUGAUUCAGCGGUCAAAAAGUUUGGAAAUCCAAACGUGAAAUGGUCUUCGCAAGGAAUGUUGAGAAUUGCGCCUGAAACCAUGAAAGAACUUUUUGACCCCGUGUUGAGCAAAAUUGUCGAACAUGUCAAGGACCUCAUUAGUCGAGAAAGUGUUACCGGUCUAAAGUUUCUCUUCCUUGUAGGUGGAUUUUCCGAGUCGCCAUUACUUCAAGAAGCUGUGCGUAAAGCGUUUGAGUCAAAUAUGAAGGUAAUUAUUCCCCAAGAAGUCGGGCUAACCAUUCUCCGAGGGGCGGUGCUGUUCGGAUUGGAUCCCACUGUUGUCCGAGUUCGACGGGCUGUUAUGACUUACGGAGUCGGAGUCCUCAAUCGAUUCAUUGUCGGAAAGCACCCAAGAAACAAACUCGUGAAGAAAUCGGGCGUCGAAUGGUGUACCGAUGUGUUUGACAAAUUUGUAACUUCCGAUCAGCCACUGAAACUGGGAGAGAGUGUGACGAGGAGUUAUGCGCCUGCCAAACCAGGACAAACUUCAACAAUAAUCACAAUUUAUUCCACGGAGGAAGAAAACGUUAGUUUUGUCACAGACCAAGGCGUCAAGAAAUGCGGACAGUUGCUUCUGGAGAUGCCAGAGGUGGAAAACACUGAUAUCAAGAAACCGAGGGAGCUUCAAACGAGCAUGAUUUUUGGUGAUACUGAGAUUAAAGUUACAGCUCUGGAUAUUCUGUCCGGCAAGGAAGCGAGAGCAAGCAUCAAUUUCUUGUCCCUGUGA